Messenger RNA from Chlamydomonas reinhardtii, 7564 nucleotides. RefSeq lists its product as uncharacterized. The transcript has 8 exons. Gene Ontology annotation, molecular function: protein kinase activity. The record is from RefSeq and is a predicted model, not a curated record. NCBI's taxonomy places the organism in Eukaryota, Viridiplantae, Chlorophyta, Chlorophyceae, Chlamydomonadales, Chlamydomonadaceae. Bases 400 to 6144 code for a protein of 1914 amino acids. Gene Ontology annotation, biological process: protein phosphorylation.
UCACUGCACGAGCGUGCAAGGACGUGCGGCGUAGGACCAUGCUGCUGAGGCUGGUAGUAUACAUUGAGCCCAGUGAACGCACCUUUCUGCCCUAUAGUGGCAAACAGGAGACUUGAGGCUGACCGAGACGGGGGGCCUUUGUUGUUGCUCCAUUUCAUGCUCAUAUCAGUAUAAACAAGACAUGCAAAGGUCUUUCUGUAUACACUGCACACAGCCUAAAAUAUCUGCCCACAGCAAACUUCAUGUAAAAUAUGGCUCGCGGCGAGUUUCAUCAUUUCAAGUGUAGUGCACGCACCCAUAAUGAAGACCUUUCAACGGAUAGAAAUGCGGUCGGUGCAGGAAUCCACUAGGUGAGGAAGGCGCCAGCGGAAAAGGCUUCGCAGUCUCUCACGCGGAGGCAUGCAUGGCGAGGAGGGCGGCGGAUGGUUGAGACGCUGGUUCGGCCGUGUUCUUGGCACGGAUGCCGGAAGUGCUGCCGGGCCGUCGAGGGCGUCCCAAGCCCAUGGACCUGCGCAAGCAGCUCGCAGCGGAGCACGCGACGUGGGCGCAGCUAUUGGUGCAACAGCUGCAAACUUUGCAAACGCUGCGAAUGCUGCGCACGCUUCCACGGGCAGCCUGCGAUAUAAUCCCAUUGAGGUUGAACUGCAGGAGCCCCACCCCGUCGCCACCUGCAACGGCAACCCCAGCUCGCGCACCUACGUCGCCACCUGGUGUAGCAUCCCGGUACACCUGCACGUCCUCACCUUCGUAAAGCGGCCCAACCCCAUAGCGCCGCUGCCCGGACCCAACUCGCCACACCCGACCGUCGCAGCGGCGCUGGACGCGCCGCCGCCGGUGCAGGCAAACAUGGUCACGCAGCCCGACAUGAUCGCAAUUGCGACGGAGGUGGAGACGGCGCUGGUGCAGCUGAUUGCGGAGCCCAGCCCGCAGGUUCUGCCAGUGCUGGCCUGCGCAAAAGUCACGUGCCGCGCGCACAUCACCAGCCCCGGCGACGACCACGUGACCCAGCGCAUCCUGGCUGAGGUGCAUGUGGCCACGCCGCGCGUGCCGGGCCUGGUGCCGCUGUCGCAGUGGCUGCAGGAGCGCUGGCCUGCAUGUCGCGUGGAGGAGGAGGCUCCGGCGGCGGCGGGACAGGCCUUGGCGCAGGCGCCAUCGCACGGGCAGGGGCAGGGGGCGGCGCAGGGGCAAGCGCACAUUCAGGUUCAGGCGCAGGGGCCACAGCCGCGGCAGCAGCAGCAGCAGCAGCAACAGCAUGUGCAGCCGCCCCAAACGACUUCUGCAGCUGCAGCUGGUUCCAGCAGGGCGGCGACCGCAGCCGCAUCCCACGCCUCCGGCACCGCAACCCAUGCACAAGCGCACGCGCCUGCCGCUGCGAGGCCUCCACCGCCGACGCCCCUGCCCACCUCGCAGCGUCACCCGGCUGCUGUGCCCGCCCCGGCUGCCGCUGCCGCUACCCGCGGCCUGUCCUCCACCGCCUCCCACGCGGCUCGGGCGGAGUCGCCGCCGCAGUCCGUUGGGAAAGCAGCGCCGCAGCCGCGGUCAGUCGGUGGCGGCGACGGCAGCAGCCUGAAGGACGGGUCUGGAGCGCCCACCGCGUCGCGCCUGCCCACCGUUGCUGGCGGCAUCGCGUGCAUUGCGCCGGAGGCCGCCGCCGGCGCCGCCGUGGCGGCACAACGCGCCGGCGCCGGACUGCUAGGCAGCAGCGACAGCGCUGCCAGUGUUCCGGACCUAGGCCUGGCAGCCGGCGCUGUGCCGAGCGCCGCCAGCGGCGCUGCCGACACGCGACCUCAGCCAGUGGCCGAGGGCACUCAGCCGCAAAGCGAGGCUGCGGGCCACGGCAUUACGCGGGGGGUGGGCGCUUCCACGUCGGCAGGGUCUGGCGGUUUAACGCCGGGCCGGGGCCCUGGCGUGUGUCCUCCGGGACCGGGGCAGGGCUCCCAGCAGAGCGGUGCGGCGGCAUUCGGCUGCUUCGGCUGCUUUUCCGGCGGGCAAGGCCUCGGUCAUGACUCGGAUGGUUCCGGGCCUGUAGCGGUUGGGCCAGCGGGCUCGGGAGCAAAAAAUGCCGCAGCAGGUGUGCGCGCACUGGGGCCCGCAGGGCCGGCGAGGCCAGUGCCAGCGGGCGUGGCGGCUGGGCCGCUGGCGCCAUCCGGUCGCGCCGUGCUCCCGCCAGCCGUCUCCCGUCGGCUGCUUGCGCCCGCGGCCGACACCGGCAGCGGCACUGCCACAGGUGGCGGCGGCGCUGCCGCCGGCGGAUCGGGCGCGCGGCCGUAUGGUCGUGCCGCGCUGCCGCUGCCUCCGCCUCCGCCGCUGCAGCCGCUGCUGCCUGUGACGGAGGCUAUGGACGUGCUAAUUUGCCUGGCCGAGGUGCUGGGGGCCCUGCACCGCCGCGGCCUGACGCACGGCGCCGUCAGCCCCAAGACGGUGCAGCUGCAGGUGACGCCGCCGCCGCCCGACAUCCAGGCGCUGCUGAAGCGCCCCCAGCGCUCACGCGGCCGCGGCAACCGCCACGGCCGCGAGCAGGCGCCAGCGCAGCCGCAAUUGGCGUCCACACCGGAAGGGCAGGCGCAGGAGCAGCCGCAGGAUGCUGCGGCGGGGCAUGCGGUGGUGCAGCGGGCGGGCGCGGACACGAAGCAGCUGCAGCAGCGUGGAGGUGAAGCGGCCGGGGCAGGGCCGGCACCAGCGCAAGCAGUGGUUGGGAUGGCAGCAGCGGUGUCUGGCGCUGCGACAACGGACCCAGCACAAGCCCGACCUCCGGGGUCGGCAGAAGCGCUGGCGGGUGCUGUUGCCGCCGACGACAGCGGCGCCGGUGCGAUCCCACGCCAGGCCAGCACCGCUGAAAGCGUGGCCACGCCCACGGCCCACGCCACCGCCAGCAAGCCGGCCUUGAGCGCUGCUGCUGCAAUUCCUGCUGGUGCCGGCGGUCCCCUUUCGCCGACACUGCAAUUAACGCAGGUGGCACAGGGCAGCGGCCCCGCCAGCAGCGGCGGCCGCGGCUCCGUGGGCAGCAACGGCGCCGCAAAGCCGGCGGCCAGUCUGCACCGGCCGGCCAUGAUGGAGUCACUGGCGGAUCCCGCGAUGGCGGCGUUUCUAGAUUCCGGUUCCACGGACCCCAAGUCCCGCCAGACGCUAGCGCAGGUGGUGGCGGCGCUGGGCGGCGUCCCGAGGGCCAACCACCGCGGCGGCGCCGCUGCGGACGGCGCUGGCGCCGCCGACGGGGCUGUAGGCUCCAGCGCCGCCGCAGGCGGCAGCGGCAUGGGUGGUAGCAUGGGCGGGAGCGGACGGACGGCCAUGUCAGCGAGCGGCCCCAGCGGCACGGGGUCGGCGCUGACGACGCUGCUGCUGGGCUCGGCGGCCGUCAAGUCCAACGCAAGCGCUAGUGAGACGGUCAUGGUGACGGCGGCGCUGCCGUCCAUCAUGCUCGACUCGGCAGCGGCAGCCGCGGCGUCGGCGUCGUCGGCGCGCACGCAAACCGGCACAGGCGUGCUGAGCUCCUCCGAGGCCCCUGGGGCGAAGCAGGGACAGGCGUCGCCCACGCCGCCGUCUGGCAGUGUUGGCGCAGGCCGAGCCAGCGGCGCCUGUCGCCGCCGCUCCGCGGUCGCGUCACCUGACGCCGGCGGCGGCGGCGGUGGUGGCUCCGCUGCUGAGCGGGGCAUCGCCAGCGUUGGGGGCGAGCGCAAGGCAGAGGCCGGGGGUUCCACUGGCCGCGGCGAGUUAGAUAUGGAUGCGGAUGCUGACGACAAGUCCUCCACACAGUCACUGCAGCUGCGGCCCAUCGUGCCGCAGCCGCCGCCGGGCCAGAGCGCGUCGUCAGUAACGACGGCGUCGCUGGCGCGGCCGCCGCCGCAGCCGUCGGUGGCGCCGUCGCCACGGGAUACGCAGCAGUCCGGCCUGCCUUCCAUAGCGCAGUCCGCAUCCACGCCGCUUGGCUCCUCGCCGCACGCGUCGUCGGGCCUACCGCACUCGGGCCCCGACACCAUCUCGCAGCCCGGGACGUCAGGGCCGUCACAAGCGCUGUCGCUGCCGCAAUCCCACGGCACCACCGGCCUUGGCCGUACCACCGUGACCACGCCGCACGAGACGCCCACAGAAGGCGACGACACCCUUGGCAGCGCAGGUGCCGCCGCCGCCGUCGCGGCCGGCGCUGUGACAGCGGCCGACACUGGCACCGGCCGCCAACGGCCCGCCAAGCCGCGGCGCCUGGUCGCGAUGCUGACGCUGCCGGCGCUGGGGCCGGCGGUGCUGCAGAUGCUGACGUGGGGCCGCGCGCGGCCGGUGGGCCUGCCGCGGGACCACCUGCUGUGGUGCGCGCCCGAGCUGCUCAACACGGGCGCGCUGGGCUGGCCCAUCCUGCCGUUCAUGCCGCGGCGCAGCGGCAGCGGCAUCGCCGGCGCGGCCGGCGCCGGCGCCGGCGCCACCGGCCUGGACUUGCUGGGCCCUCUGGACCGCAGCAUGGGCACGAUGCGUAGCCACCGCAUGGGCGGCAGCGGGCACCGCGGCCGGGAGCGCGACAAGGGCGGUAACGUGCAGUUCAGCGGCUUCCUGUCGGGCCCGGGGCCGGGCGAUGGCAGCUACACGUACGGCGCGGGGCUGAACAGCAACAUGGGCGGCAACCGGCGCUUCCGGCUGGCGGCGGCGCUGCUGAUGGGGCACGACGCCAGCGGCGCCGCGUCCAGCAUGUACGGCGUCUCGCCGUCCUGCGAUGUCUACUCCGUGGGACUGCUGAUGUGGCACCUGGUGACAGGGCAGGUGCCCUUCGACCACCUGACCACACAGGAGGUGGUUCGCGCCAAGGAGAUGGGGUCGCUGGACGAGCAGCUGCCCUUCAGCCCCGAGCUGCCGCUCGCCUACAUCGCCCUGGCCCGCCGUUGCUGGAGCACCGCGCCCAUGCAACGACCCGCCAUGCGGUCCGUCCUGGCGGAGCUUCGGAGCCUGCGUUGCCAGCUGCUGGGGCAGUCGCAGCCCUACGAGUCGCCCAGCAGCGGCUUCGGGUUCGGCUUCGGGCUGGGCCUGGGGCGCAGCAGCAGUGUGGGCGACUUCACAGGCGACAGCCGUCUCAGCUUCACUCUGUCGCUUGCGCUCAGCAGUCGAGACUUCUCCGGCGAUGAGUACGCACUGGCCCGACCCCCCCUGGAGCUGGCCUUUGGAGCCGGCGUCAGCGCCCGCUCCGAGCACGGUGGCAGCGCUAGCAUUGGCGGCAGCGGCGGCCCACUGCCGCCGCCCCCGCUGCAGUCGGCGCUGCCGCCGGGCCUGCUCACAGCCCUAACGGCGCCGCGCACCGCCGCCGGCGGCAGCGGGGCCGGUGGCGGCCGCCGCGGCGGUGGCAGCGGUGCGUUCAUCGACGACGAGAGCGACCGCUUCACUGACACGGACCGUUUCACGGACCAGGCGGAGACGGAACAGAGUACGGUGCUGUCAUCGCCGCCGACGGCCGGCACACCGUCCGGCGGCAUCAUGCGCUCCGGCAGUGGCGCCGGCGGUGGCUCGCGCCGCAAUCUGCCGUCCGCAGCGUCGCUGACGUGCAGCUUCCGUAUGAUGCGCCGCGGUGGUGCCGGUAGCCAUACUGGCGGCCGCCGCACGACCGGCGGCGGCGGCGCAGCCGCCGCCGGCGACACGCAGUCAAGCCCGGUGGCGCAGGGGGCGCAGGCGGCCGCCGGGCAGCCAGUCGGCCCCGGUGGCGGCGGCAGCGGCGGCGUCUACGCGCCAGCCAGCGUCAGCACCAAGUCCCACAGCGGCGGCGUUGGCGGCGGCCGGACUAGCAGUGGCAUCUCGGCGGGACUCAUGGCUGGUUUCAGUCCUGGCGGCAGCGUGCGCGCCUCGGAUUCCAACUCCACCGCCGCCACGCCGCCGGGCGGGGGUGGCGGCGGCAGUGACCGGAGCAUCAACAGCACGACUGCCAUCGUGGCCGCCGCUGCCGGCUGCGCCGCCCACGCAGCGGUGCCGUUGGCGUUGGCGGCGUCCUCGAAUGCCGGCUGCGCCGGUGCGGGCAUCACGGUCGGCACGCUGGGUGCCGAGACGAGGCGGGGCGGGGCGGUGGCAGGUGGAGACGGAGGAGGAGGAGGAUCUGAUGCUAGCGGCGAGUCUUCUUUGGCGGCUCAGCCGGCAGCGGCUUCGGCCGGCAGCAACGUCGUUGCUGUUGCACAUUAACUCAGAGCCCAUAGUCGCACACAGUUGUUUGGUAUCACCAGGAGCGCCAGCAUGGUGCCGGUCACACCGUCCCGUAACUUUGGUGUGUGUCAUGUUUUCGAAAAGGCGCUGCGCUUGAUUUCAUUAAGAGUAACGUAACCUUUGGCGGAGACCGUAAACUGUUCCGUUCUGUGUUUGUUCUGUUGUCGGGUGCCCAGGUUCGGGCCGAUUUUGAUCGCAUGUGAAGCCUUGCAGUCUACAGGUACACAUGGCGCAGCAGCACAGCAAGCUCGCAGCUUUUUGCGGGGCCAGUUACAGCAAGUUGCUAUUGAUGGGGUGCAUUUGUUCGAUUGUGUCUGUGUUUCGGUCACAGCACGCUCCUGGAGGACGCGAGGCCUGUGCGGCCAGAGCCCUUGCUUUGUCCUAAUCUACUUCAUGGGCACGCAGACUGCAUGGGGUAGCGCCAGACUUGACAACGCCGUGCUGGAUGGGCCUGACAAACAUGGUUUGACUGGCCGUACGAAUCAGGGGAGGUACCUCUCCUGGUACGGAUUGGCUUGGUUGCGCCUGAAGACUUGGUGGUGGUGUGCAGUUGGCAUCCUAUCUCGCUGGCGGCCGGUAGAGGAUUUGGAGGAUUGCCACGCAGGGUUACUGCACACGUAAUGCCGGUGCAGGUACGAUACAUCCGGGAAGCCCGGUCGGCUGGACAGUGACAGUCCGCUGGCGUGGAUAAGCUGUAAGGCACCACAACGACUGUCCCUUCUUGUUGUGUUGCCAUUCAUAACGGCACUGGAGGGAAGUUGGGAACUGCCGAGUGCUAUGCAGUUGGGCGGGGGCCAAUGCCCGUGUGUGCGGCUGUGGCAAUGGGGUGGACCGAUGAGGGAGUAGGUGUGCGAUGGGACAGUGUUAAGGCAGGUUGGUGAAGUCCCGUAGGGUGCAGCUGAUUCCCAAAACCCAGCAGAUGACAAACGAUUUGCAACGGCAGGGCAGGAGUGCGCGGCUGCUCGAACGCCGGAGUUACUGUAUCGACAAGUUGCUGGCUGGCUGCAAGUUUGCUGACGCGCAUUCCUCACGCUCCGGGCGCCCGGCCAGGCGAUAGCACCACACAGACACACCGCAACGCCACACUCGCGAGGCAGAGCCGCAGGGAGUAGGUGCGGUGGCAAUGUCAACUGGUACCAGACGCCAUCCCAACGCAUUCUUGCGUGACAGUGGUGGCCUGGCGGGGAAAUGGCGGCCAAGAAAGUGGUUUUCCCUCUCAAGGGAGAAGUGGGCUGCGCCCACGCCACGUCACGUCUGCAUCAUUUAUCGACCUGCUCCGCUCCCCCCUCGCUUUCAUCCGAAGUUCCCCCGGACCGUUCCUGGCUACCGUCCCUGAGGUCCAGAGCAGAUGUCGCUCGUGACUCGCGUCAGCAAGUCCCUCUUGUAACCAAUGCAAUCU